AUGGCGGAGCACAGUUACAGCUUUUCGCUGACUACGUUCAGCCCGUCUGGUAAACUUGUCCAGAUUGAAUAUGCUUUGGCUGCUGUAGCUGCAGGAGCCCAUUCAGUGGGAAUUAAAGCUUCAAAAAGUGUGGUGUUAGCAACAGAGAAGAAACAGAAAUCCAUUCUGUAUGAUGAGCAAAGUGUACACAAAGUGGAACCAAUUACCUUUGUAUAUAGUGGCAUGGGCCCCGAUUCCAGAGUGCUUGUGCACAGAGCUCGAAAACUGGCUCAGCAAUACUACCUUGUUUACCAAGAACCCGUUCCCACAGAUCAACUGGUACAGAGAGUAGCUUCUGUGAUGCAAGAAUAUACCCAGUCAGAUGGUGUUCAUCCAUUUGGAGUUUCUUUACUAAUUUGUGGUUGGAAUGAGGGACACCCAUAUUUACUUCAGUCAGAUCCAUCUGGAGCAAGUUACUUUGCCUGGAAAGCCACAGCAAUGAGAAAGAACCAUGUAAAUGGGAAAACUUUCUAUGAAAGAUACAACGAAGAUCUAGAACUUGAAGAUGCCAUUCAUACAGCCAUAUUCACCCUGAAGGAAAGCUUCGAAGCGCAAAUGACAGAAGAUAACAUAGAAGUUGGAAUCUGCAAUGAAGCAGGAUUUAGGAGGCUAACUCCAGCUGAAGUUAAGAAUUACUUGGCUGCCAUCGCAUAA
This is a messenger RNA of Rhinolophus ferrumequinum (greater horseshoe bat), 693 nucleotides long. RefSeq names its product proteasome subunit alpha type-2-like. Gene Ontology annotation, biological process: ubiquitin-dependent protein catabolic process. NCBI's taxonomy places the organism in Eukaryota, Metazoa, Chordata, Mammalia, Chiroptera, Rhinolophidae. The record is from RefSeq and is a predicted model, not a curated record. Gene Ontology annotation, cellular component: proteasome core complex; proteasome core complex, alpha-subunit complex.